UACCGUGUUAUUUUGGCUUGCUUGCGCAAGCAUCCGAGUUAUUAGGGUCCGACUUUGUUCUGACUCAUAGUCCAGGGUUUCUGAUGCCACACACUCAACAGAUUCAUGCUGGCGACCCUGCAUAUGCUUCUCCUGUAAUUCGUCCUCCUUCUCCUGCAAGUUCUGUGGGAACCGCAUACGGGCCCGAUGACACGUCGCUAUCUGACUCGGGAUUGAAUCAGGAUGUUUUCGAGCGAAAGUGGAUCGCCAACCUUCGACUUGAUGAACCGAAACAUGAUGAAGUCCAUAACUUGAAAGAUCCCUUGAUAAUUUGUCCUAGCGAUCCGCAAGAACAGAAGCUGCUGUUUGAGGAAAUAUUACGUGGCUUCCGACAGCGUGUUCAGCAGCUAGAGGAGGAUGAAAUAUUUCAGCAAGCAGUCAUAAACGGUUCUCAAAUCGGAAAGGAACAACUACCUUCAGCUGACAGCGUGGAGAACUUGAUACAGAACAUGAUGGGCACCUCGAUAGGAAACGAAGCAAGCCACAUACAAGAUGGUCCUUGGAAUAGGCGCAACACUACUCAUGCGACUUCCACUUCCAGCAGUAUGAGGACCGCUGUCGGGAAAGGGCGACUAGGGCAAACCUGACUUAUGUUGUGGCUGUUUCUACUCUAUUGAGGAACCUGCUUACUCAGAAAUUCGUAC
This is a messenger RNA of Suillus plorans, 683 nucleotides long. RefSeq lists its product as uncharacterized. Bases 84 to 626 code for a protein of 180 amino acids. The record is from RefSeq and is a predicted model, not a curated record. The transcript has 2 exons. NCBI's taxonomy places the organism in Eukaryota, Fungi, Basidiomycota, Agaricomycetes, Boletales, Suillaceae.